UGCAGCCCUUUCCACAUUCCCAUUUAUAACGAAACCCCCCGUUCAAAAAGACUUCAUCCUCCCCAAAAAUGAAGCUCAAAGUCCUCACAGCUCUCGACCACGCCAAAACUCAGCUUUACCACUUCAAAGCCAUCAUCAUAGCCGGCAUGGGCCUCUUCACCGACGCCUACGACCUCUUUACUAUCACUCCCGUCCUCAAACUCAUCGGCAGAAUCUAUUACCAUUCCAACAAGGGCGGCACCACUCCCCCCAUCAUCUACACCGCAGUCAUCUCGGUCGCCCUCAUCGGCAUGAUCUUAGGCCAACUCCUCUUCGGCUUUCUCGGCGACCGCCUAGGCCGCCGCCGCGUCUACGGUCUUGCACUUCUCCUCAUGAUUUUCAGCUCCUUCGGCAGCGGCUUCUCCGUUUGCCGCACCCGUGGCUGCGUGCUCACCAGUCUCUGCUUCUUCCGCUUUCUCCUCGGAGUUGGUAUUGGCGGAGACUAUCCUUUGUCGGCGACUAUUAUGUCAGAGUUUGCGAAUAGGAGGACUAGGGGAUCGUUUAUUGCCGCAGUGUUUUCGAUGCAGGGAUUUGGUAUAUUAGUUGGAUCAGCGGUGACUAUGGCUGCAGCAGCCGCGUUCGAGCGGGUGGAUAAGAAGGUGAAGAUGCGUGGCCUGAUCGAUACGCCGGAGGGGGCUGAUAUGCUGUGGCGGGUGAUAUUGAUGAUGGGGGCGGUUCCGGCCGUAUUCACUUUGUAUUGGAGGAUGGCAAUGCCGGAAACUGCCAGGUACACGGCCUUGGUAGAGCAAAACGUGGUUCGAGCCAACCACGACAUAAGGAGAGUGCUAGUAGACCUAGACUUGCCCUCCAUUGACGAAGACACCGAGCUCGGAGCUCCAACGCGGCCCCUUUCUGAACCAUACGGCUUUUUCUCCAAGCAAUUCCUCCAAAUCCAUGGCCGCAAUCUCUUCGCCUGCGCCGCUGCCUGGUUCAUCAUCGACAUACCUUACUACGGUUCUACCCUUUUCCAAUCCAAGAUCUACGAACCCUGGUUCAAAGACCCUAAGCUUUACAACGCUUAUCGCGAAGCUUACAACGUCGCUAAGUUUCAAGCCAUUAUCGCCGCGGCAUCAACCAUUCCAGGGUACUGGUUCACCGUCUUAACCAUCGAUCGCAUCGGCCGGCGACCGAUCCAGAUCAUGGGAUUUAUUUUAAUGGCUGUCUUCCUCUUCUCUCUCGCCGGACCCUACGAUGCUUACUGGAAUGAUCACAUCAAGAAUGCUUGGUUUUUAGUUCUCUACGGCUUCACCUUCUUCUUCUCAAACUUUGGCCCCAACACUACGACCUUCAUCGUCCCGGCGGAGCUUUUUCCGGCACGGUUCCGGUGCUCAUGCCAUGGCAUAGCCGGCGCGGCCGGGAAGGUUGGAGCUAUUAUUGGCUCGGUUGGGUUUCUCUGGGCUUCUCGGAAUGAGAAGAAAGACAGCUUAGGGCGAGGGUGGAAACCGGGGAUCGGCAUGAUGCACUCGUUGCUCAUAUUAGGAGGGUGUUGCCUUCUAGGGGCAUUUAUCACCUAUUUCUUCAUUCCGGAGACCAAACUGACGUCCUUAGAGGACAACGAAGGCUCUGGAAGCAGAGAAGAAGAUGAACUGCAAAGGACAGGGCCGGUGAGUACAAACCAUUCCAGUAUUUUGCCACUUAACCACGCUUCCCCUUCUGUUUAAAGGCAUGUCCGCUCCAGCGGAGAAUUUAGCUGAAAUCUCACGGUUUGCUGAAUACAUGGCUUUUGGAAUUAGCCUGUAAGUAUACAGAACCUCCUAAAAUAUAUCGGCACCUUAAGAUUUCACUUAAGGAUCGAGGGAAUAGAGUUUGGAGUGGUAGAGCCAUGAGAAGAAGUUUCAUGUUGGUCAAAUAGUUAUAAUAAAAAAUGUAUUAUAAUACUCAGUUCACUGUAUUUAUAAUAAAAAAUGUUGGUCUUAGAAGAAGUUUGAUGUUGAUUUGUUGGUUGAGAGCUUAAGCUUUAAAUCAAGAGGUGGUCAUUGGUUCAAGUCUUUGUGUAUGCGUUGUAUGUGAAUUUGUCUUAAAUGAUCUAAAUGUACAAAAAAAA
Molecule: messenger RNA, 2083 nt
Organism: Dendrobium catenatum
Lineage: Eukaryota; Viridiplantae; Streptophyta; Magnoliopsida; Asparagales; Orchidaceae
Product: probable inorganic phosphate transporter 1-10
Exons: 2
Coding region: 69-1700 (543 amino acids)
Biological process (GO): transmembrane transport
Cellular component (GO): membrane
Molecular function (GO): transmembrane transporter activity
Source: RefSeq, a predicted model, not a curated record